AUGUCGUUCAGUCAAAUGAGACCUCGAACAUCCCAGUUGGUGGAGCUCCAUGUUUUUUAUGUCCCAGAAGAAGUGUGGAACUUCAAGCUGAAUACAGUUCCUGUAGCUCAUACUAGCAAAUUCAUCUCAGCUGGGUUUAUAAGGGUGUCUCCUCACAUCACAUUAAGAGUGCUACGGGAGAAGCUUGGAGAGUACCUGGGUGGAGUUGCAGUUGCAGAUAAAUUCAAAUUUUUAAAAUGCAUUGGGAAAAAACUAGCAGUGGUGAAAGAAAAGCAAGAAACAGAACUGAAACUGAAGUCGUUUGCUCCUCCUUAUGCACUUUAUCCUGAAUUGUACUUAUUACCUGAAGUGGAAUACUUUGAAGAUAUUUAUCCAUUAUCAUCAACUCAACACAGACAUCACUUUAAUGCAGAAGCUAAUAGGUUUGGUCAUGGAUCAAGAUUAUCUAGUCUUCCCCAACAAAAAUCUGAAAAAAGCAAACAAUUUUUAGAAAGCAUACAAAGCAGUCAUCAGCUAGAAAAUCAGGAAGCGCACAGUCCUGUGGAAUGGGGUGGGAAAGAACCUGUUCCAGUUUUGCACACAAAACGUAAGCAAGACCAUAGCAACAGGAUUCAAGGAAAACAGUUACAGUUUAGAGAAAAAGAUCAAAAUGGAUCCAAUGGAUCUCUUUUCACACUGAGUCAUUCAAAUCCUGCAGAUUGGGAGCCUAAGUGGAAUGACAAAGCCAAAGGAACUGCUCUUACUCUUCACGUAAACCACAAUGAUGAACAAGGCUGGAAUAACCAAACACCCCAAAAUCAUGUUACAUAUCAAAAGGUUUGCAGGGGAUCUUCAGUCUCUGAAUGGCAGAAAGUGUUAGAUACAGAACUAACAAACAUGGAAAAUAACAACCACCAAAAAGAUACCAAACUAAGAAGAGAUGGAACACAGGAUGCUGGAAUUCUUAAAAUAAUGGAAGAGCAAACCACAGAAUAUUUACGCAAAAAACAAAGCUUGCAGCAAUACAGAACUAGCAAGUCUAUAGCUGAUCCUGGUGAAAAACUGGAUAAUCAGGCAGAUGAAAACAAGCAAAAUCAUCUUACUUGUCAAAAAAAAAAGAUUUUGCCUCCUAGUCCACCUUUUCUGGCAUUUUCUGUAAAUCCAGCUCAAGUUCCUGCAGUUCAAGCAGCAAAAAACAAGGUGGUAGAACAAUUGCAACAAACGAAGAAAGACAGAAGGCACAUGGAAAAAACUAGAGAAGAACUGAUCAAAAAAGCUGAAGAGCUACUGGAAAAAAAUAAGCUGAGGAGAUACCACGCUCGUGAGGAAUGGAAAAAGAAGUACUUUGAAACUAAGAAAGCUACGAUUUCACUGGAGGAUGCUUUAAACAAACUGCUACAAGAUUCAGAACUUUACCACCAGAAAUUACUCUUGCAAUUGGAAGCCAGAGAUAGCCGAAAACGACCAAACAAUAGGAUAAACUCCAAGAAUUACACAAUCAUUCGGAUUACUACAGUGCAGCAUGAAAUCGAUCAACUGAGGAGGAAGCUAGAUGAUACAAAAAUGAAACUCGUAAUAGAAAUUAAGAUGAGAAAGCAGGCAGCAUCUGAUUUACAAGCACUGAGAGCGGAACUGACACAGAAGAAGAUUCAUUCAGCUUUUAUUCUACAGUCCAGAAAAUCAGGAAUGUGA
This is a messenger RNA of Tauraco erythrolophus (red-crested turaco), 1671 nucleotides long. Lineage: Eukaryota; Metazoa; Chordata; Aves; Musophagiformes; Musophagidae. The record is from RefSeq and is a predicted model, not a curated record.